Messenger RNA from Cladocopium goreaui, 2804 nucleotides. The record is from the annotation of a GenBank genome assembly. Lineage: Eukaryota; Dinophyceae; Suessiales; Symbiodiniaceae.
AUGGCUAGCGCCGGCAUGGACCGCCGCCGCAAGUUCGAUUUCCUGGACGCGGCCGCGGCCACCGCGGCGGCGGCGGAGGCAGCGCCGGUGCGGCUGGGUGGAGAGCUGGUGGACGUGGGCGCUGCGGCGCGACCUCUGCGGGGCCCGGGGCGGAUGGAGCCGGCGGAACGGAUGAGGGCGGCGGAAAGGUCCUUGAAGGCACUGCAAGGAACCUUGACUUCUUCAACCAAUGCUGAUGAUGCUGAGUCCAGAGUUCAUGUUUUUGCGGAAGCCUUGCCCGAAGAUGUGGCCAAGGUGGGUCCCAUGCACGUUGACGAUGGUGGCGCAUUGGUCAUGUCCUCUGUGCUGCUCAGUGAGGGAAAGCUGCAUUUGGUGCAGGAACGGCAGAGGUUUGGGGAACCUUUGGGAUCCUUAGAAGUGAAAGGCAAAUGUCGUGCUUUUGACUUGGACUGCGUGGUUUCUCUCCUCCUCAACGAAUCGAGACCAGAUGCUGAAGCGGCUGAAGUGUGGCAUGCAGCGGCCAUUUCCUACGGUGCUACUGGAGUGGGGAAGACCUUCUGGCAGCAAAAAUUGCAGCAUACUGUUGGACGGAAGUUGCUGAACAAGGAAUCACCCGAAGAACCGCUAGAGAUUUCCAUGGUGGAGGUGAUGGACACGUGUACGGAUCUGCUGGCGCCCCCUGAGUCGAGCAACGUGAAACUGCAGAGUGGUGCUGGGUCGCUGAUCUCGUGCCUGCCGUUUUACCCCAUCCACUCUGCCUCUGACCUCGACCGUCACCUCGCCACGGCCUCCGCCCAGCGUGCGUCGACAGCCACCGAGCAGAGCCCAAAGUCCUCGCGGACGCAUCUGGUGGUCGUGCUGCGAAGCCGGGGCUGUCAGGUGAUGCUGGUGGACCUUGCGGGAUCGGAACGCGCCAGCGACCGGCAGAAGCAUGGCACGAAGUUGUUGGAGGAGGCCAAGGCGAUCAACUGGUCCUUGGCAUGUUUGCACGAGUGCGUGCGAUGUGUGGCGGAAAAGGCGACAUGUCACGUGCCUCUGAGACGGACACCCAUCACCAGGCUCUUGGAAGGCGUGCUCAUUCCGCAAGGGCCGCAAGGCUCACGGGUCAUCUGGAUGGCACAUGUGCAUCCGUCCAGCCAACAGAUGGCUCAUUCACUACACACCUUCAUGGCUGGAGACAUUCUCAAGGCGGCCUUGGCGCAGCAACGCCGCAGCAAGACGUGGUCCGAAGUGCCGCCGAAGUCGUGGACCAAGGAGCAACUCAGCAGGUGGCUGGCCGACAGCUUCCCCAGCCUCCCUCCCGACGCUUUCGCCUGGGCUGACGGAGCAAGCUUCGCGCACGAGUGGGAGAGGGACCUCGUGGCGCGUUCGGAGCUGGCAGGGGCGUCCAAAGAUGAUGCCCUGAGGGCCUACAAGGAUUUUCAUAGGAUUUCCCAUGGAAACAACCCAGUUUGCAUCGUGGUUUCUCCAGUCCGCUGGGCUCGGCUCAAGCGGAUCUUCAGCAGCGCUUGGUUGCUGCCAGGUAGCUUGAAUCGAUCCAAAAUGGAAGUCCGCGCACCAGGCACGCCUCUGACAGCCCUGAACGUGCAGCCACGAGCGCAUGUGGGCAUCAGUGGCGUCACUGCCCCCAAGCUGAACGUGCAGGAUGAUCUCUUGGGUUCCAACACCUGGAUGUGCGCAGCUAUCAUCUUGGGGGCUGCGGUAGCCAUCAGGACGCUGGGACGUGGCGCCUUGGUCAAGGGACUGAAGCGCAAUCAGAGGAGCUCAAAACGGAUCUACAUGGGCGUCAAGGGAGGAAUGAGGAAUCCCUACUGGUACGGCGGAGAAGAAUCGCCUAGAGCGCCAAGUUGGCUUCCAGGAUAUGUACCAGAAGAGAAAGAUGGCGAGACACUGCCGAAGCCGGAUGAGGGUUCAGAGCCGCCGGCCUCGUUGCCGAAGUUCGUGAACUUGGAGUGGUGGCAGUCGCAGCCGGCCGCCAUCAAGACUCGUAGUCCGUCGUAUUGGAGACGUCUCUUCAACGACGCGGGGGAACGGCGCUUCGAGCGCUUCAAGCCCUACUCUCUGCCAGAGGCCAUCGACAUCAUUUUCGCUGGAUACGAGGGCGACUGGCACGACAAGGACGACACCUUCGAGCUGAAGCUUAAGAUGGCCUUGGACUCCAAGUACCCGGACCAGCAGAUCAGGACCAAGGUCCAACUGCCGAAUGGUCUUGGCAAAGAGCAGCGCGUGGCCGUCUUUUGCGCCCCAGAGCAGGAGAAAGAGAUGCUGGAUAUGGGAGCCAGCAUUGCCGGCAAGACACUUCAAGAUCAGAUUCAAGCAGAGGAGUUUGAGUUCGAUGUCUUGAUUACUAAGCCUGCCAGCAUGCCAGCCCUGGCAAAGCUCGGUAAAAUCUUGGGAAAGAGGCGCUUGAUGCCGUCUCCCAAGUCUGGCACCGUAGUGAGUGACAUUGAGGGAGCCAUCAAGGAGUGGAAGAAAGGAGGAACCCUCGAGCUCCGCAGUGGAGCGCGAAUGGUGAUCUCGGUGCCCUUUGGCAAACAGUCGCAGGGCAAGGAAAAGCCCGGGAAUCCAAGAGGUUGCUGGAGAAUCUUCGCAGCUUGCUGCAACAGUUGGCUGACAAAGCCCCGGAGGGAGCCAAGAAGCAGAAGGACUUUUUCUCCAAGAUGCACAUCCAGUCGCACGGUGGGCCGUCCAUCGUGAUUGAUAGCGCGGAAUGGCCCAGUCAUGGCUACGUGGCCCCAAAGCAAGAAGACAGCAACAUUCCAUUGGCCUUGCGGAUGGCUUGAGACGACCAUUUCUUCUGCGGC